UGUUCGUGUGAGUAAAUAAAGUGUGCCUCUUUGGCUCAAUGUGCUACAGUGCUAGGCCCCAAAAAUACAUGUGAUUUUGAGUGAUACCGAACGGUGGAGAUUGAAUGGUCUCGACCAAUGGAGGAAGUCAUGUUUGAUGAAUGGAAGGAGAACGUAGAACUUCAAUUAGAAGAGUUGGAACUGCUCCGGUCCAUGUUUCCACAAGAAAAGGAGCUAAUUUUGGAGGAUAUUGCCUUAGAGUCAGAUCUUAAGAUCUGGAUGGCGAGUGACUCGGAUCAAGCUCCGCCGUGUCGGUUAGCCUUCCGACUCAAUUUGAAUAUUCAGGAGACACACGUUGAGGCCAGUGUCACCUUACCCAAAGAAUAUCCAACCCGCGAAAAGCCCGAAGUGUACCUUAGAUGCAACGAAUGGAUCAUCCACACCCAGAGCGAGGCCAAUCAGGCCUUGCAAAUUUUCAUGACCGCGCUGGAAUUCAAUGAGUUAAUGUUGGGAAAUGUGGUGGCGUGGAUUCAAGGUGAACUCAUGGACCAUUUGCCUGGAAACAAUGAGGCAAUUUCUCCCAAUUCUGAAACCGCUUCAAGUGACUUGUUCUCCCGAGUCGAGGGUGACCCGUUGAUCCGGUACUGGAUCUACAGCCAUCACAUCUACAGUAAAGUCAAGCGGCGAGAUCUCUUGACUCUCGGAGGAGAUUUCCAUCUGACUGGAUUCAGUAUGCCCGGAAAGCCCGGUAUCAUUUGCUUAGAAGGACGAAAAUCAGACUGUGAAGGCGCAUGGAGUGUGAUCAAAUCGUGGAAUUGGCAAAAAAUACAAAUUAAGUUCACCGAAGAAUCAUCGAAAACUCCAGGCGAGGAAGAUGCCGAACGAUGUUUUCCUGCCUUCCAAGAGAUUGGCGAAGCCAAACAAAGUAGUUCACAUUAUCGAAUGGAUAUGACUGAAUUUCGUAAUUUUCUAGCUCGUUAUAAUAAGGAAGAAAUGUUCGGUCAACUCUUCGGGAUGGCCUGAUCCGUCUCGGACCCUUA
Molecule: messenger RNA, 1019 nt
Organism: Tigriopus californicus
Lineage: Eukaryota; Metazoa; Arthropoda; Copepoda; Harpacticoida; Harpacticidae
Product: RWD domain-containing protein 2A-like
Exons: 1
Coding region: 118-1002 (294 amino acids)
Molecular function (GO): protein binding
Source: RefSeq, a predicted model, not a curated record